Molecule: messenger RNA, 1092 nt
Organism: Psammomys obesus (fat sand rat)
Lineage: Eukaryota; Metazoa; Chordata; Mammalia; Rodentia; Muridae
Gene: CUNHXorf58
Product: chromosome unknown CXorf58 homolog
Exons: 8
Coding region: 1-1092 (363 amino acids)
Source: RefSeq, a predicted model, not a curated record
AUGAAAAAGUCCUCAAAUACUGGUGCUCCAAAACCAGAUAGUCAGCUCUCAGAAAAAAUCCACAAGACACAUUCGGCACGUGCUGCAAAGAUAAAGGCAAGAAAAGAUUCAGCAAUAAAAAUACAGAAAGCCUGGUUCAUUUAUGUGGACAAAACAUUGUUUAAACUCCUAAAACAUGCAAUUUGUGCAGCGGAAUAUUGUGUGGCACAUGAAUUACUGAAGAAAGUAAGCCCAAUAGAGGCUGCACUUGCAAAAGAUCCUAGCAUCAAGUGUAAAGUCAGAUUCAGAUUUUGUGGUGAAACAUUUCCACCGUUCAUCGUGUUUAAAAUUUUUUUAAAAAACAAUGGUCAUGGUUACAAGUAUUUCAGUGGGAAAGAUAUGCUAAAGCCAUCAAAUAAGGCAGUGGCUGAUUCUUAUAAGAUAAUGGGGAAAAGGACAUUUUCUCAACAAAUUUUGGAAGAUGAGCAUUUUUCCCAAAAGUUCAAAGUAGCCGAUCGUAUGGAUGUUGUCACAGUAAAAGAUUAUAUUCAAUACUGCAGUCUUAUGGACGAGAUCCCUGCAUCUUCUGGUGGCAAGAAUAACUGCUGGCGAAGAUUAAAUCUCAAAAGCAUCCCCAAGACAAUGAUGAUGUACGACAUAGUUGAAUAUGCAGAGUCUGGAGUAAUCUCAACCCGUUUACAAAAAGAAAAAAAGUAUUUGUUACAGAAACCACAAACAGAAGAGAUGAGUCAGCACCAGCUAGAGAUUGUUUCUAGAGUUAGGUGUCCACCCAUUACAACUGUUGCUCCUUUUUACCAGCCCUGGGAAGAGCAAGGUAAAAUAAAACAUCUGGGCCGUCGAUCCAAGCGAGCAAAAAAGAAAGUUGAAAAAAUGAAACAAGCCUAUAUGUCCGCUAAAGAAGAAAAGGCUCCCUCCAAGGGAGCACAAGCAGACAUAUUACAAGCAAAAGAAAAGAAGGUCAUCUUCUAUUCUCCAUCUUUUGAAAUUGUGGCAAUUGAAGAACCCAUAACAGACUCAAAACUGGAUAAAGAAGAAAGGGAAUUAUUUGCCUGGUAUCAAGACCUCUAUCUUAAACAUUCCUCAUUGUUUUAA